GAGUAGUGAUAUCAUUCUUUUCCCACUCCGUUUCCUGCAACAAGAGCGAUCAGUAUGGCUUCGCGCUCCUUGAUCAAGGCAGCUGUCUUGCUGGGUCUGGUGUACGGAGCGGUAGCUGGCGGAGGCUACGGCUCCUCCGGCGGUGGAGGAGGCUUCGUUGGAGGAAGCCAUGGCGGCGCUGGAGGAAGCUUCGGAGGCUUCGGAGGAAGCCACGGCGGCCUUGGAGGAGGCCUCGGCGGAGGCAACUUCAUCGGAGGAGGCGGAGGCCACGGCGGCUACGGUGGAGGCGUUGGCGGCGGCAGCGUCGUCAGAGCACGCCUGGUCGGAGUCGGUUACCUCCCCUCCAUCGGAGGUGGCGCCGUCGGAGGCCACGGUGGCUUCGGAGGCCACGGUGGCGGCGCUGGAGGCUUCAUCGGCGGCGGCAGCUCCUUCGGAAGCGGUGUGGGAGGCGGAUUCGGAAGCCACGGGUCUUCCGGACACGUCGGCGGCGGAUACGGCGGGAAAUAA
Molecule: messenger RNA, 507 nt
Organism: Penaeus monodon (black tiger shrimp)
Lineage: Eukaryota; Metazoa; Arthropoda; Malacostraca; Decapoda; Penaeidae
Product: glycine-rich protein 23-like
Exons: 2
Coding region: 55-507 (150 amino acids)
Source: RefSeq, a predicted model, not a curated record